Messenger RNA from Bursaphelenchus okinawaensis, 2151 nucleotides. Lineage: Eukaryota; Metazoa; Nematoda; Chromadorea; Rhabditida; Aphelenchoididae. The record is from the annotation of a GenBank genome assembly.
AUGGGAGUCGACAACGUUUGUUCAAGAUUUACUGAACAAGACUACGCUAUCUUUAUCGAUGACAUUGACAAUCAACUUGUCCAGUUUUCAAUUGAGUAUCCGUUAAUGGUACAGAAGAGUUACUGUGAGGAAAAGAGGUAGGUUUUCAUGUAUUAAUAGUUGUUACUGAAAAAGUAAUGUUUCUUGUUAAUUAGGUAUCUGUAUGAACAUUUGACUUAAUAGAUAUUAUUUUUUUAUCUAUAAGUUUUUUUUUAUAUUCUUGAUAUUUUAGAUGCUCAUCGCUGCCUGUUAUGCUGAAUUUCUAUGGAGAAGGUUGGGAACAGCUAAGGGCUUCAGAACCUAAAAGAUUCAACUAUGAAGCCACAAUUUACGCUGAGGUAAAGACAGACGACGUUAACUUCAAGCCAAUUCAUGUUGAGUUGGGAAAAAACGUGAGUUUUUGAUAGAUACAUUUACAAAUUUGAACAUGUACAAUACUUGUUAACUAUUACAAAAAGUUUAUACUUAAAAUAACCAACUAUAAGUUUUUAAAUUCUUAUUUUAGACGAGCAUUCCGGUUGUUGGUAUUCACCACAAUUCAUCCACAAGCUCCAAAGACGCCUUCAAGACCACCGUGACUGUUAGUGUCGGUAGUCGUUGUAUAGGAGUGUUCAACACGGAAUCAAUUUAUGCCGUAGGAAAGCCCCCAAACAAACUCCCUUCGGCUGAUCUUGCACUAUGGGUCAGAGCUGAUGCUUUAAUGAACUACGUGCUGAAGUUCAGUAAAAAGAACUUGGCGAAGAGCGAUUACAGAGGAAUGUCAUGGUAAGUCUAGUUUUUAGGUUGACUUUAUUUAGAUUUUUAAAAUUUUUUUGAAAUUUUUAUAUUUUGGUUUUUCAAAAUAAAUUUUUUGAAAUUUUAGGUUUAAAAUCCUGAUUUUAAACAUUUUUUGAUUAAAUUUGCUGAUUUAACUACAGUUUUGCCUUAAUUUAACAAGUUUAAAAUUAUUGAAUUUCUAGGUAUUUUAAUACUGACAAUGGUCAACCAGUAGCAUCAUCAUGCAAUUGGAAAAACAUUAAAAUCCAGCGACAGAAUGCUGACAAUAUUUAUGAAAAUCUGAAGGAUGGUGAGAUUGUACGACUAGUCUGCGAAGACUACGCUAGUCCUCUUUUGGUAAGGCUGUUUAUUGAUUUGUAUCUUAAAUUUUUAUUAAUUUAAUCCUUAAAAUAAACUAUAUUAUUGAGUUUCAAUUAAAGAAUAGUAGAAAAAUACGAUUUAUAUAACACACUAUAAAGUAUAAUAUAACUUUCUUCAGAAAAUAAAAACGACCGUAAAACGAGAACACAACCUAAUAAUGCAGAUGGAUAAGGUCGUCUUUGAGCUCGUAGAGGAUGUAGAUAACGGUCGAAAAGGCCAAGUACUAUCGUUUACUGAAAGCGACGUCUUGUACAACAAUGCCUACAAGUUCAACUUUAUCGACCAGGAUUUAGACAAGGACUUUGUGUGUUCUUUAAUUGCUAUUGAUAGUGUGAACUACGCGUUUAAAUUGCCAAGAGAUGGUGUUAUUGUAGAAAAUCCUCCAAAGGAAGAGAGAUUAUUACCUGACGCUGAAGUUAGAAGAAAUGUUGAGAAUGAAAGAAAGUUGCGUGGACAAGGUUUAGAUGAAGUACAACAAGUAUUUGUCGGAAGUACUGAAUGUGCUGUUAACAAAAUGUAAGUAAUAACUAUAUUAAUAUUAAUAUUUCUGGAGGGGAAUACAGUGUCUAAGACAAGCUCUUAGCCAGUCUGGGUUCUCAGCAACCAUUAUAAUAUUUCACUGUAGGUUUAGUGAACGUAUAGCAAAGAUAAAUUUAUUGUGAUAAAGAAAAGAAGGUUUUAAACUCCAAGAACCUUUUAGAAAACAGAAAACUGCUUUAAAAAAGAAUGUUUUGUCACAUAUCUAUAUCAAUAUCUUUCAGAUCCAACGACUUAAUAUCAUUCACCAUACCAGACCAACAUACACUGAUAAGCAAAAAGAUCAACUUUGAAUUCUUCGCCAAUGUAGAUGGAAGAACAUUCGACUUCAGCUUGCCUGUCAGUGUUAUCACUAAAAAAGGCAUCUUGUUCUGGACACGAUUUUCAAUCGAAACGACAGUAGAGACGUCAUGUUUUGCUAAUAUGGUUUUUACUUGA